This is a messenger RNA of Chelonia mydas (Green sea turtle), 1976 nucleotides long. RefSeq names its product melanin concentrating hormone receptor 2 (gene MCHR2). The coding region runs from base 355 to 1386 and encodes 343 amino acids. The transcript has 8 exons. Gene Ontology annotation, cellular component: membrane; neuron projection. Gene Ontology annotation, biological process: neuropeptide signaling pathway. Lineage: Eukaryota; Metazoa; Chordata; Testudines; Cheloniidae. The record is from RefSeq and is a predicted model, not a curated record. Gene Ontology annotation, molecular function: G protein-coupled receptor activity; neuropeptide binding.
CAAGGAGGAAGGAUGCAUUCUGCUGGCUCUAGCUGAGGAGCACCCAGGAACCUGGCCUGAGGGAGCAGGAGAUGCCAGAGCCCAGGAGUUACACAUUUGCACAGCAUGUUGCAAAAGGGAGGAUUUCCAGAUGGUUUUGUUCACUAGGUUUUGUCCCCGUUUCUGAGCUGAUGAGGUGAGGGACAAUACAGUACAGAAGCAGGCAGUUUGAUGAGGAGGAGUCGGGAAACAAGAAUGAAUGAUCAGAUGCUGCUGCUACUGCAUCCAUAUUUGGUGACCUGCACCCUCUAAACCAUGCCAAUUCUCUGGAACAAUUUGUCUGAAUAAGAUUUAAGCAUCUAACAUCUCUGAAGAAUGAAUGAAAUCCAGCCUUCCUGUUGGAAUAGCACACCUGUCUUGUUCAACAGAUCCUGGAGUGGAGGGCAUUACUACCAAGUGAUCAGUGCAGCAGAAACAAUCAUCCUUCCCUCUCUAAUUGGGAUUAUCUGUUCCAUGGGAUUAGUUGGCAAUAUCCUCAUUGUGUUCACCAUAGUAAGGUCUAGAAAAAAAACCAUUCCAGAUAUCUAUAUCUGCAAUCUGGCUGUAGCAGAUUUGGUUCAUAUCAUUGGCAUGCCCUUUCUCAUUCAUCAGUGGGCCCGUGGAGGAGAGUGGGUGUUUGGCAGCCCUCUGUGUACCAUCAUUACAUCCUUAGACACAUGCAACCAAUUUGCAUGCAGCGCUAUUAUGACGGUCAUGAGUUUGGACAGGUACUUGGCUCUUGUACAACCAUUUCGCCUCACUAGCCUGAGAACAAGAUCCAAGGCUAUUCGAGUUAAUAUAUGCCUGUGGGCAGCUUCCCUGAUCCUGGUGUUUCCUGUGUGGGUCUACUCAAAAGUAAUCAAAUUCAAAGAUGGCUUGGAGAGUUGUGCUUUCGAUCUAACGUCACCUGAUGAUGUACUUUGGUACACGCUUUAUCUGACUAUAACAACUUUCUUUUUUCCAUUACCGCUGAUAUUCAUUUGCUAUAUAUUGAUUUUAUGUUACACAUGGGAGAUGUAUCAGCAAAACAAGAAAGCAGGAUGUUACAAUACCAGUAUCCCAAGACGAAGGGUCAUGAGACUGACCAAGAUGGUGCUGGUGCUGGUCGGUGUAUUUGUUGUAAGUGCUGCCCCAUACCAUGUGAUACAGCUCGUGAAUCUUCAGAUUUCUCAGCCAUCACUGGCAUUCUAUGUGAGCUAUUACUUCUCCAUCUGCCUCAGCUACGCCAGCAGCGGCAUUAACCCUUUCCUUUACAUACUACUUAGCGGGAACUUUCGGAAGCGUCUGCCUCGGUGCACCAAUGUCAAGCUCAAGAUGACAGAACGUGAAGUUAACAAUAUUGAAAACACACUGAGGUCAAGCUUUUAAAAGGAGGGGCUAUUCAAUGAGAGUAAUGUAUUACAUAUAGGUCUAUUUUUAUGGUUAAACUGACUUGGCCUCAUUCCCUUCUCACUUAUACUACUGUAACUCAGGAGUGACUUCAUCAUUGUCAAUGGACUUACAUCAGUGUAAAGCUAGGGGGAGAGAGGAAUCAGGCCCACUAUUUGGAAAUUAGGGUACGUGGUGGAAGGAUGCUGUUCAAAAGUAUUCUUUGUUAUUGUCCAGUUGUCUCCUUAAUGGUGAAUACUACAAGCAUAAAGACCAAAGUGAGCUUCUAAAAAUGUGCAGUUCACUGGCAGUUACAGGAUAAAAGGACUGUCUGUGGCUGGUAUGUUCAGACAAGUAUUCAAGAACUGACAUUGCUAUGACCGACUAACCCAUCAUGUCCAUGACAUUAUGUGCGAUGUCAUGCACGUGAUGGGUCAGUUACUUAUAACAAGCCAAAAAGUACUAACUUCCAACCCGUCUGAAAGCAGCACUAGCAGCUAUUGCUUUUCGACAAUCAUCUCCCCUUGGGUGCCCACUCCUGCAGCUAUUAAGAGACAGGGGAGAGACAAAGCAGAAGGAACUUGGAGAGG